AUGUUCCGUCUCAAAAAUCUUCUUGUUUUCCUCCUGGUGUUGGGGUUGUUCAUGCAGACUGCCCUGACAAAGCCCCAGGGUCCCACUUCCACUGAUGUUGCGAACAUCGAUGACAACUUGGACUCGCUCAAGGAUAGCCCUGUUGAAGGAACCCACGACCAGCCUACUGCCGACCACGAUGUCCCCUCUGUGUCCGAUGGAGCUGUCCCCGGUGACGACGUCCCUGAGGGCAACGGCCAGAGCAAGGUCCUAGGCCUGGGCGGAGGGCUCCUUCCGAUCUCACGUCCUGACACUUCUCGCGAUGAGUCCGCGGAAGAUGAUGGUCAGAGCGACGUUGCCGGUCUUGAAGCUGUUGACGGUUUGAACGCCACUGACAAUUUGAACACCACUGAUGAUUCGGAUCCCACUGAUGGUUUGGAUACCCCGGUUGAUCUGAACACCACUGAUGAUUCGGGUUCCAUUGGUGAUCUGGAUCCCACUGAUAAUCUGAACACCACCGAUGAUACGAACACCACCGAUGACUUGGAAACCCCUGUUGAUCUGAACGCCACUGAUGAUUCGAUCACCACUUCCGGUCUGAACCUCACCGAAGGUCCAAACAACCAGACCCUGAUCACCAUACCUCCCUUUCCUCCCCCGCAGUGCAAGGGAAUCUGCAACCUCAAGCACAAGUGCUACUGCUCCAAUACUGCUUUGACCCAUUGCCGUUGCCCCAGGAUUGGCUUCCCAUGCUCGUGCACACGCUACCUCGAUAGUCCAGCUGCCCGACUGGAAAGCGCGGACUCGAACACCACCUCGACCUCGAACACCACCUCGACCCUGAACACCACCUCGACCCUGAACACCACCCCGACUCUGACCAUUCGCGCGGCCUCGGAGACUGAUGAAGAAGGGUCGGACACCAACGAGGGUUCGGACACCAACGAGGGUUCGGACACCAACGAGCAGUUGGAUACCAUCGAGGAAGUGGAGAGCACCCCGGUGUCACAUCUCGCUCAAGCGUGUACCUGCAAAAGCAGUAGCAACUCCCUCCGACUUGUGAACUGA
Messenger RNA from Aspergillus aculeatinus CBS 121060, 1047 nucleotides. RefSeq lists its product as uncharacterized. Lineage: Eukaryota; Fungi; Ascomycota; Eurotiomycetes; Eurotiales; Aspergillaceae. The transcript is spliced from 4 exons. The record is from RefSeq and is a predicted model, not a curated record. Bases 1 to 1047 code for a protein of 348 amino acids.